GCCCAGCUCGCUGCUGCUGGGCUGUAUCCCAACAUGACGCCCGAUAACCACACGUGUAUCCUGGCCGAUCCCGUCUUGUCGUGCUCUGAGAAUGCUGUGUCCGAAAAGGUUGAUACCUGCUGCACAGAGACUUAUGGAGGACUGGUGCUUCAAACCCAGUUCUGGAGCACUCACACCGGCCUCGAAAGCGAGGGACAGGUCCUCCCGCCUUAUACCUGGACCAUCCACGGCCUGUGGCCUGACUUCUGCAAUGGCAGCUACACCCAAUACUGCGACCUCAGCCGCCAAUAUGACCCCCAGCCUGCCCCCAACACCACCAACGGCAGAGCUGAUGGCACCCCUGUGCCUCCUUACACAGGUCCAUCCCUCGAGACCCUUUUCGAGCCUCACGGCAAGCUGGAUCUGCUGGCCUACAUGAAGAAGUACUGGAUCAACCAGUACGCCCCAAACUGGGAGCUCUGGGCCCACGAAUUCUCCAAGCACGCCACUUGCUUCUCAACCUUUGACACCGAGUGCUACGGCCCCAAGGCUAGCAAGUAUGACGACCUUUUUAACUUCUACGAGACCGUCAUCGCCUACUACAAGGCCCUGCCGACCUGGGGCUGGCUCUCUGCCGCCAACAUCCGCCCCUCCAACACAACCUCCUACUCCCUCUCCGACGUCCAGGCCGCUCUGACCCAUGGCUACGGCGCCGUUCCCUACAUCGGCUGCAGCGGGCCCAAGUACAACCAGACCGACGCCGGCAAGGGCUCGCUCGACAACGGCGGCACCCAGCUGAGCGAGGUCUAUUACUACUACCACGUCUACGGCGCUGCCCAGCGCAAUCAGGGGCUGCGAGUCGGUGCCGACAUCGCAGGCGGCUCCCUGUCGUCCUGCGCAAAGGCCCCCGGCGCCAUCUGGUACUACGAG
Molecule: messenger RNA, 909 nt
Organism: Trichoderma reesei QM6a
Lineage: Eukaryota; Fungi; Ascomycota; Sordariomycetes; Hypocreales; Hypocreaceae
Exons: 6
Biological process (GO): RNA catabolic process
Cellular component (GO): extracellular region
Molecular function (GO): RNA binding; ribonuclease T2 activity
Source: RefSeq, a predicted model, not a curated record